CGGCCCCACCCGCGACAUGAGGGAAAAGGGCCGCAGGAAGAAGGGCAGGACCUGGGCGGAGGCCGCCAAGACGGUCCUAGAAAAAUACCCCAACACCCCGAUGAGCCAUAAAGAAAUUCUUCAAGUUAUCCAGAGAGAAGGGCUGAAAGAGAUCAGAAGUGGGACAUCUCCUCUUGCAUGCCUGAAUGCAAUGCUGCACACAAAUUCCAGAGGAGAAGAGGGCAUUUUCUAUAAGGUCCCAGGUAGAAUGGGAGUGUAUACGUUGAAGAAAGACGUUCCAGAUGGGUUGAAAGAGCUGUCAGCAGGUUCUGAAGAAAGCAGCGAUGGGCAGUCGGACACCCAGAGCUCUGAGAACAGCACCAGCAGCAGCAGCGACGGUGGGAGCAACAAAGAGGGGAAAAAGAGCAGGUGGAAAAAGAAAGUAUCGUCUAGACUGUCACAGCCAUCCUCACCUCAGUCAGGCUGUCCAUCUCCCUCCAUUCCAGCGAGUAAAGUCAUCUCUCCAUCCCAGAAGCACAGCAAGAAGGCACUAAAACAGGCCUUAAAGCAGCAGCAACAGAAAAAGCAACAGCAACAAUGCAGAGCCAGCAUGCCCAUCUCCUCUAACCAGCACCUCCUGCUGAAGACUGUCAAAGCAGCCAGUGAUCCUUUGCCUGCUAAACCUACAGCGUGGGAAGGGAAGCUGUCAGAUGGACAUUCAAGCAGCCCCCAGAAUUCCAGUUCCAGCGCCUGUUCCUUAGUUAAAGCAGAUAAUCCCUUGGCUGCCCUGGGGAAGAAGCCCUUCCAACGUUCUGACAGGCUCCACAACAGGCAGUUGAAACGGGCUAAGUGUGCUGAAAUUGACGUUGAGACUCCAGACUCCAUCCUGGUUAAUACCAAUCUGCGGGCGCUGAUCAACAAGCAUACGUUUUCGGUCCUUCCUGGUGACUGUCAGCAGAGACUGUUACUACUGCUCCCCGAAGUAGACAGACAGGUUGGUGCCGACGGUUUGAUGAAGCUCAGUGGCUCGGCUCUUAACAAUGAGUUCUUCACCUCAGCCUCCCAGAGUUGGAAGGAAAGGCUUUCAGAAGGUGAGUUCACACCUGAGAUACAACUAAGAAUUCGGCAGGAGCUAGAGAAGGAGAAAAAGGUGGAGCUGUGGAAGGAACAAUUCUUUGAAAGUUACUAUGGUCAAAGUUCCGGCCUGAGCCUCGAGGACUCCAGGAAACUGACGGCUUCGGUCAGCGACCCAGAAGCAAGAAAGCCUCUGGCCGAACAACCGAUGGUCAAGGCACCUACCGAAGUACUUUCCUUCAGAGUGGUGGAGGAGGUUCCCCCGACAGACUCUAAAGCAGCAGUCGUCCAAAUCGUGGCCCCAGUGAGGAAAGAAGUAGGGGAGAGUCAAGAAAAGGUGGAACCAAAACCCUGCAAGUCUACAGAGUCUCCGCUUUCUUCCCAUGGCAAUACACUGGAGGUCAGCCAAACGGCACCCAGCUGCUCCCAGAAAGAUGAGGAAAAGAAGCCAGUGGUCUCUACUAGGGAGGAACCUAAGAAAGAGAGUCGUCACACUACAGCUACAAAUUCCAAUAUCCAGGAGAAGAAAGGCACUUGCGACAUGCCCCCAAGCAAACCAAAGACCCCAGGGGUGGGAAAAGCAGCCAUGAGGCAGGCCAGUGAAACGAGUGCCCAGGAGACACCGGGGAAGAAGACCUCUCCGCCAGAGCACAUGGAUGUCAGUGCAGAGAUCCUCAAGAGGAAAUCUUCACUCCCCCAGGAGGAGCCUCCCGUGAGCCUGGAGAAAAGGCCACGGGUUAUAGAGAACAACCAGCACCAACAGUUAUUUCAGGCCUCUCCACAGCCCUUUCCAGUCACUGGGGACAGAGCCCAGGUGCGGAAGGUUCCCCCUCUCAAGAUUCCAGUGUACAGAAUCUCCCAAAUGCCAUUUCCUGCUGGCCAGGUCUCUCCCAGGGUUCGUUUUCCAGCCUCCGUCUCCAGUCCCAACAGAACAGGAGCCAGAACCCUGGCAGACAUCAAAGCCAAAGCUCAGAUGGCCAAAGCCCAGAGAGCAGCAGCUGCUGCCGCCGCCGCCGCUGCCGCCGCCGCCGCAGCCUCUGUUGGGGGAGCCAUUCCUGGGCCCGGCCCAGGCGGUGGAGGAGAAGGUCCUGGGGGCGGGGGAGGAGGAGGAGGAGGGGGAGGAGGAGAAGGCGCACCAGCUAAAGGAGGGAGUCCAGGAUCAGGUGAACUCGGUGCAACUGGAAAUCGGGGGAGCUCACUGGAACUGGCAGGAACUGGAAGCAGGGGAGGUGCGAGAGGGCUGCUUCCCCAUUCUUCGGGGGCCCAGUCCCAGUCUGAGACCCAGGCCCUGGGAGAGGCAUCACCUCACCGUGUCUACAGAGCACAACUACAGCAAACCCCCACAGUACCACCCGGACCCGCAGUCGGCGGACCCGGCCCAGGCAUCCCAUCGGCAGCCCCCACCAGGCGAUCGUCACCGGCACUAGGGAAGCCGAACGUCGGAAGACCGGAUCCACCGGGGCUGACGGUGGGGCCGGGGUCAGGAACAGCCUCUCCCUCCAGCCACUCUCGGGCUCCUGGCAACUUCAGUCAAGAGAAAGUACCAUCCACUCCAACCCACCCAGCCCCGGCCUCUAGAGUGUCACCGGCCCAGGAUACCGCAGGCGGGAGGGCUGCCCCGCACGCGGGUCCCGGGAGUAACCUUCCCCACGCUGCGGCUGCGGCAGAAACGAGAAUCAGCCCCGCAGCGGGGGUGGCUCCGGCCCUUGUGGCAUCCCCUCUGGCCGCGGUCACUUUGGAAAUGCCUGCUGCACCGCAGGCCAGCGUUGCCACAGCUUCUACUGCAAACGCCCAGCCCCCUAGCACUUUGCCAGUAGCCUUCAGCCUUAAAGCCCCCGGAGCUCUCUUGAGUCCCAACGGCCCCACACCGAGGCCAUUCUCAAGUAUUCCCGCUAGCAAUCCCUUGGUAACUCAGCUGCUCCAAGGCAAGGAUGUCCCGAUGGAGCAGAUCCUGCCCAAGCCCCUCACCAAAGUAGAAAUGCAAACGCUUUCACUGGCUUCCUCCGAGGAAAGGGAGAGCGCAGCAGCCAGGGCCACCGGCACGGCCGGGAACAGACCGGGCGAGGAAACCCGUGAGAGGCAGACGAGUCCAGUCACGCGGGAGCUGGGCAAGACGUUCUACCAGGGCAAGCAGCUGCCCCAGGUCCAAAGGACCCUUCACUUCUUCUCAGGAAAGGACCCGAGGGACCCGAUCAUUGACCAAGCCCCAGGCCAAGAAGGACUCAACAAGGCCUCCCAAGAGCAGCUCCUUCAGACUCUCAUCAAGCGGGUUCAGAGACAAAACGUAUUCUCAGUGCUGCAGCCCACCCAGUUCAGCCUCACUCACUCAGGGUUCCAGUUAGAAGACAUUUCCACCAGGCAGAGGCUCAUGCUGGGUUUUGCCGGUAGGAGGACGUCCAAGCCCGCCAUGUCGGGCCACUACUUGCUGAAUAUAUCAACCUACGGCCGGGGCUCAGAGAGUUUCCGGAGGGCCCAUUCUGUGCACCCGGAGGACCGCUUAGGUCUGACCAGCCCCGUGGAGGCCCUCAAGGUGGAAUUCAGGGACUACGAAAGGGCAGGGGGAGACAGCAGCGGCGAGGACGACGGAGGUGCCGACGACGAGGGUACCGAGGAUGAGGACGAACCCGUCACGGUGAAGGAAGAGCCCCUGGCUCCCCGGGUCCGGGGAGAAUGCGAGAGGAGUCAGGGACUGCGGGGCAAGGAAAUCCCACCCAGCUACCGCGGUCCCGGCAACAAGAGUAUCAAGUUCGAGGCCCCCGUCACCAGGCAGACCACAGCUAGCAAGGAGAACUUUCACCUGUUCCCCAGAGGCCAGGUGUUUGACGGAAGCACCCUAGCCAGGGACUUCCUGCAAGCGGCCCAAGAGCGGAUGGCUCACGUCAUGAGGGGGAAGGUGACGUACGGCAAUUCGGAGAUCUACAGUACUCUCACCCAACCCACAGAUAGCGCCUCACACCAGCCACCGCCCCUUCCUCCCCUGCAGACCCCCAGACUUUACGGAAGCCCCUCAACCCAGCUCAUUGGGCCAAGCUACAGUGGCAUGAUCAACGUCGCCACCUCUCCUGACACGGACCACGGCUCUGCCACCUCAGGAAUGCCUGACUGUAGCCAGGUGUCUAGCAGCAUGGGGGACGUCAUGUCCUUCUCAGUGACGGUCACCACCAUUCCCGCAAGCCAGGCCAUGAACCCCGGCAGUCAUGGCCAGACCAUCCCUGGCCAGGCCUUCACGGAAGAGAACAGCACAGAGGACUCUCCUUCAAAGUGCUAUUGCAGGUUGAAAGCCAUGAUCAUGUGCAAGGGCUGUGGUGCCUUCUGCCAUGACGACUGCAUCGGCCCCUCCAAACUGUGUGUCUCCUGCCUUGUCGUCCGGUAACCGAGGCAGGCAAGGAGUGAGGAGGUCGGGGAGGUGGGGGGUGGCAAGGUUGGCUAUUUCGGUUGGCUCCGUUCCUCCUUUUGGAAUCGCCGCAGGAGGGAAACCAAGAGGGUUUUGAUUGCCUUGCACAAGAGACACAUGUUACAUAAUCAGGAAAACAGAGUAGAGUUCUUUUAAAUUUUAAAGGAAGAGCACCUUGUUGUAUAGUCUGAGUCAAGUAAGACUUUGUGAAUUGUGACAAGUUUGCACUUACGGAAUCAUGUAAAUGUCACAUUAUUUUGUUUAAAAUUAUUUUUCCAAGUGUUUAGAAAAUAAUGUAUUAACUUGUCCUCCCACUGAUGUUUGCCUGUUUGAAUCUGAGAUCUUACUGCCCUACGUGGAAGAAGUGAGCCCAAGCCCAGCUGACGUUUUGAGUCGGAAGAGGACAGGAAAAUUCAAAGGAAAGGGCCAUCCAUCCAGGAGGGCUUAGGCCUCGACCCGUUGGGAUUAGAGCAGUCUGCUCUGACCCAGCAGGGUUUGGGUUCAGACUUUUGGAAGGCAACAAAUUUUGGUCAUUUUUGCGCAAGCUCUGAUUUGGGUCUUGGUUUCUAGAACCUGGGCUGGAUCCAGGCAGCCGUGACUGGUCUUGUAAUGUGAGGCUACCUGCCAUUAUCUCACCUUCCACCUCUUACUUAACCCUGAGACAACUGUGGUUUCUCCAAAGGACAUAGGAGUUGGGUCUCAACUAUUCCCGAGGACUGGGCAUGGCAUUUACUUUAGCAAUAAUGUCUAAGCACUUAGGAUUUUGUAGGAACUAAUUUCCGGGAAAGCGGGACUUAGAGAAAAAUGAAAGCAAGCUGGUGAAGUGGACUGGGCAUCAUGGACCC
This is a messenger RNA of Tachyglossus aculeatus (Australian echidna), 5292 nucleotides long. RefSeq names its product ASXL transcriptional regulator 2 (gene ASXL2). Gene Ontology annotation, biological process: positive regulation of transcription by RNA polymerase II; animal organ morphogenesis. Gene Ontology annotation, molecular function: peroxisome proliferator activated receptor binding; DNA binding; chromatin binding. Bases 17 to 4426 code for a protein of 1469 amino acids. Gene Ontology annotation, cellular component: PR-DUB complex. The record is from RefSeq and is a predicted model, not a curated record. NCBI's taxonomy places the organism in Eukaryota, Metazoa, Chordata, Mammalia, Monotremata, Tachyglossidae. The transcript has 13 exons.